AUGGCUAAGGGAUUUAAAUUGAAGGAGCUGUUGGCUCACCAAAAAGACCAAGAGAAAAUGGACAAAGCUGAAAAGGUCAAGAAAAGCAAGCAAGCUAAGCAAAUGGAAAGUGAAGAACCAACCGUUGUCACUGCUGAUGACGUUGUAGCAGCUGAUGCAGCUGAUGCAAAUAUUGAAUCUGAAAGUAACGGUGCUGAAGAAGAAUAUAAGAGUCAAGCUCUAUCGAAGAAAGAUAAGAGAAAGUUAAAGAAACAGCAAAUGAAGGAAGAACAAGAACAAAAUGAAGAAGAUGAAGAAGAAGAAACAUUAGAUUUGAACCGUUUGGCUGAAAGUGCUUCUGAAUCAGAUGACAGUGAAGAUGAAGAUGAAGAUGAAGAUGAAGAUGAAGAAAUAGAAAAAGAAGACAACGACGAGGAAGAAGAAGAAGAAGCAGAAGCAGAAGCAGAAGAUGUUCCAUUAUCUGAUGUUGAGUUUGAUUCAGAUGCUGAUAUUGUUCCACACCAAAAGCUAACCAUCAACAACACUAGAGCUAUUAAGGACUCUUUAGAACGUAUCCAAUUGCCGUGGAAAAAACAUUCUUUCCAAGAACAUCAAAGUAUUACCUCUGAAGCAAAUGCCGAUGAAGGUAUUAAGGAUAUUUAUGAUGAUACCGAAAGAGAAUUAGCAUUUUAUAAACAAUCCUUGAACGCAGUUUUGGAAGCUCGUGAUCAUUUGAAAAGAUUAAAAGUACCAUUCAAAAGACCACUUGAUUAUUUCGCUGAAAUGGUCAAGAGUGAUGAACAUAUGGAUAAGAUCAAAGGUAAAUUAGUACAAGAAGCUAGUGAAAAGAAGGCUCGUGAAGAUGCCAGAAAACAAAGACAAUUGAAGAAGUUCGGUAAGCAAGUUCAAGUUGCCACUUUACAAAAACGUCAAGCUGAAAAGAGAGAGACUUUGGAUAAGAUUAAAUCAUUGAAAAAGAAGAGAAAGCACAAUGAAAUCUCCAAUGAUGACUUUGAUGUCGGUGUUGAAGAAGCUGCUGCAGUCGAGAAGAAGGGUCCUAACGCCAAGAGAGCUGCUAAAAACAGCAAGUAUGGUCAAGGUGGUAUGAAGAGAUUCAAAAGAAAGAACGAUGCUGACUCCUCAAUGGAUGUCACUGGUUUCUCACAAAGAAAAAUGAAAGGCAAGCCAUCUAGACCAGGAAAGAGCAAGCGUUCAAGAAGACAUUAA
Vanderwaltozyma polyspora DSM 70294 is the source of this 1206-nucleotide messenger RNA. RefSeq names its product Ebp2p (gene EBP2). The record is from RefSeq and is a predicted model, not a curated record. Gene Ontology annotation, biological process: rRNA processing; ribosomal large subunit biogenesis. NCBI's taxonomy places the organism in Eukaryota, Fungi, Ascomycota, Saccharomycetes, Saccharomycetales, Saccharomycetaceae. The transcript has a single exon. Bases 1 to 1206 code for a protein of 401 amino acids. Gene Ontology annotation, cellular component: nucleolus; nuclear periphery; preribosome, large subunit precursor.